Messenger RNA from Notolabrus celidotus (New Zealand spotty), 10389 nucleotides. RefSeq names its product shroom family member 4 (gene shroom4). Gene Ontology annotation, cellular component: adherens junction; cortical actin cytoskeleton; apical junction complex. The transcript is spliced from 13 exons. Gene Ontology annotation, biological process: actin filament organization. NCBI's taxonomy places the organism in Eukaryota, Metazoa, Chordata, Actinopteri, Labriformes, Labridae. Gene Ontology annotation, molecular function: actin filament binding. The record is from RefSeq and is a predicted model, not a curated record. The coding region runs from base 733 to 6426 and encodes 1897 amino acids.
AGAUACCUGCUUUAGAACCAGACUGGGUCUCACCUCUUGAAGCAGGCAGGUAGUGCACUGUGGACGCUGUUGGCCUCAGCAGACGCACUGUGUUGGAGCCGAACUUCCGGUGCUGCUUCGGCCUGCCGUCCGGUUCUGCAGCGCUCCGGUACAGACUCAGCAUGAACUGCAGGUUCUGGUCUGCUUUCUGCUCUUCCGUUAAGGGCCGGUGAUGCUGCUGCUGCUGCGCGCCUUUAAGCCUCGCGCUCUGCUGACCCCGGCGGCUGCGCCUCAGCGUGGGCCGGGAGGACAUCUUGUUCCCGGGCAUGACUCCGUGUCCGGCGCAGGUGGAACACAGCAGGUAAAUAAAAGAGGUGAGCACGCAGACCCGCAGGAGGCUCUGUUUGCUGCGGGUCGCCCUCAUGGUUCGUGUAAAAACCUCUGGCGCUAGAGAGCUCCACCAAAGAGGCUACAGACGGACACCAUCCUGCGCGCGGCCCAGGGCGGGAUUUACAGGCUUACCUGAUCGCUGGCCAUUUUGGUGAACACGAGCGACUCACCUGACUGACCCCAAUUAACCCCGAGGAGCGUGAGGAGCCACGUGAUCUGUGCGUGCUGCGGUGAUGGAGAAGCACAGGGACCGCUACCGAGUCACUCAAGGCUAAAAGACACCCGACAGAAAGACUUACAAAGACCUGGAGGGGGGACAAGAAAAGAAGAGACACUAAGGUUCCGGUUCCAGGAGGGGACAGAAUGGAGACCGUGGAGCAGCUCGUGUCUUUCCACCACAUUCAGGUCCAGUUGAGCGGGGGCGCGCCUUGGGGGUUCACCCUGAAAGGAGGUCUGGAGCACGGGGAGCCACUCAUCAUCACUAAAAUCGAGGAUGGAGGGAAGGCGGCGCUGUGCAAGAAGCUGAAAGUGGGAGACGAGCUCAUUAACAUAAAUGGCUCCGCCCUCUACGGCAGCAGGCAGGAGGCGCUCAUCCUCAUCAAGGGCUCGUACAGGAUCCUGAAGCUGGCGGUCCGGAGGCGCAGCGUUCCCAUCAUCAGGCCUCACUCCUGGCACCUGGCAAAGCUAUCGGAGCCACCCCUCCCUCCCCCUCCCCCUCCUCCAUCUCCUCCUCCACCCUGCCUCCCCGCUGCAGACUCCCCUCCUCUCCCACCUCCGCCCCCUCUGUCUGCCAUGCAGCUCCACCCCGGCUCGUACACACUACCCUGGCACACAACUGACAACAGUGACUUGUCCUUGCAGUGGAGUCAGCUGUCCAGACCGUACUCCUCCACAGAUCGCAGCAGUUCCCUCGGCUCCAUGGAGAGCUUGGACACACCGACACCCUCCACGCAGCCCUACUCCGACUCCCACAAUUCCCCCGUUGACCCUGCACUUUUCAACAACAAGAGAGACUCUGCCUAUAGUUCGUUCUCCGCCAGCUCCAACACAUCCGACUACGCAACGGUGCCACUACGGCCCGGGGAAGCCUGCUCCAUGGAUAACCUCCUCCAGAGUUUGGGGCCGGCUUGUCGAGGUGGCUACCCUGGUGGUGAUACCUCGACUCUAGGGAGUGCAACAGGCGAGGUCCCACAUGAGGCACAGCUUAUUGUGCUGAAGUCAAGGUCCUUGACCAGGCCAAGACCAAGGCCUGUGGAGGUAAAAGAGAGGCCCUCCUCCUGCUGUUAUGAGGAGGACCGGAGGGGAGAGGAUUUUGAAAUCGUAAGGAAUGGCGAUAUCGGAGGGGAGAGGAAGAAGAAUCCUCCUCAGCCUCCAACCAGGAAGGACAGUUUUAGAGCCACCAGGAGUCGCCCUGGUUCUGCCAACAAGCGUUGCACUUCUGCCCCUAUUGAAAUUUCAAUUGUUUCUUCUUACAAUAAGGAAAACCAGUCCUCUCUGAUUGUUGAAACAGGACUCCAAAAUGGCUUCUCAGCACCUGAAGAAGGUGUUAAAACUGGGAAUUCCAAAGAGGAUACCUUGGAUUUGCACUACAUCCAAAGACACACUAAAGACAUUCGACAUAACAGAUGUGAAAUUAGUGCUACUAAAGACUGUGAUCCAGACACCAUUACAAAUCACUUCUCUGAACCAGUCACAGACUCUCUAGUCUCCUUCAGCUCCUCCCGUCCUGGCUCCUUAUCUGAAGAACCCUCCACUGAGGCUCAAGAGCAGUCUCACACCAUGGACUCCCAGAACAGGCACUCCUCAAGAGGACUACACCGGCACAGCGCUCCUGAGAAGCUCCUCGCAACCCAGCUUCAGCUACUGGAGUUUGACAGUGACGGCUCUUCAUCGAAGCCUCACAAUCCCUCAAAACUUCCUGAUCGCUCUGUGUCCCCUUGUAGCAGCCAGUGGUCCCAAUCAUCUCUCCAGAAUAUGAGGGAAGACAAAGACCCCUCUCAAAACCAUACCAAUGCCCAGAACAAAUGGGAAGGCAGCCGUUGCUCCACUCCAGGAUCUGUGUUCUUGGAAGGGGGUGAUGACAGUCUAGGUUCAAGUGAGAGGCUGGACGGGGCGGUUGUUAAUGGCGAGUCCAUUCCUCCAGUUGAGCAUCACCAUCCUUGGGGCCGCUCUGUGAGUGUACCAGGGGACCCCUCUGGGUCCUCAACUCAGGGAAGGUCAUGCUCGGACCAAAUUCUUGAAAGAGACUUUGAGCCUCUUAGUGCUGCUGCCAGUGUGGACACCUUACUGGAGGAGCAGAGAGUCGCGGACAGAGAAAGAAACGGAGGUAAAAAAGUGGAAGGUAUGGAAGGAGAGGCAGAUAUGAGGAGGUCGCACACAUCCAGGAACCAUCGUCGAAACCGUCGUCGCAGCGAGAGAUUUGCUACAAACCUCCGCAAUGAGAUCCAGAGGAAAAAGGCCCAGCUUCAGAGAAGCCAUGGCCCAGGAGGGUUGCUCUGUAGUGGGGAAACUGUCCAUGAGGAAGAGGGUCCAGAUCUCAAUGAGGAUGGAGUAGAACCAGAUUUACCCGCCAAGCAAAGGAUUACCAAAGUUGCAUUUGCAUCACCUGUUAGUCCCCAAAACACAGGUGCCACAGAACCAGAUGAGAAAUCAACUGAAUCAAACCAUGAUGAGGAAAAGACUCAGACUCAGCCAACAACCUACCCUCAAAGCAACAAUCUAUCUACAGCUGUCCAAAUUCUGGACCCAGGAGUCCCUAGUUUUGGUGUUGGCAUCCGAGUUGUGGAGGAACCAGCUCCUGCUGGCAAAGCCCGCCGCUGGCGUUGGACCCCUGAACACAAACUCCAACCAGAACCAGAACCAGAGAGACGGAGUAGAGUCUCGGGUGAGAGGGUGGUGGGAGUCACUGGGUCAAGGCAUGGGGUUUGUGCCUUUACCCCCUCGUCCACUUCCACAUAUAGUCGGUCCUCUUCCUGUUCGCGGAUGGACGAGUCAGAUAUCCUUCCAUUUGCAGAUAGAAUGAAGUUUUUCGAGGAGACAAGCAAAGGCAUGUCCGGGUCAAACGGGUCGAGUCUGACAAGUCGCAGGCAGAACAGACCCCAGCAACAUCUAGAGCUCCAAGGAGGGGAACUCAGUCAGCACCACUCCCAAAGGAGGUACUCCUACCAGGGUGGUCUUCAUCAGGAAAGUUCCCUGCUUUCAAGCUCUGUGGAAGCCCGGAGGGUGUCUGUUAGUACCAGCAGGGAGAGGCAGAGAGAGAAGGAGAGGGAACAAGCGCAAGAACGAGAGGAGAGGUCAAGGCAGAGGGAGGAGAGGAUGAGGGAACGGGAGAGGCAGAGGGAGAAGGAAAGACAGGAGAGGGAAUUAGAACUGGAGAGGGCAAGACUCAGGGAGAUCCAGCGGGAGAGGGAGCGAGAGGAGAGGCUGAGACAGUGGGAGAAGGAAAGAGAGAGGGAGCUGGAGUUGGAGAGAGAAAAGGAGAUGGAGAGGGCCAGAGAGAAGGAACGUCUCCAGAGGGAAAGGGAGAGAGAGCUUGAGAGAGAAAGAGAGAAGGAGAGGGAAGAAGAUGCUCAGCUCACCUCACAUCAGGACUUUUAUAACUUCAAAGAAAAGAAUCAGGACUACCAACACAACGUUCACAACUUCCAGCCCAAGCCUCAAACGUCCUUCUCCCAUGGCCAAGCCCAGAAUCAAGUCCCGCGGUCGGCUUUCUAUCCAGUCAACACUUCUUCCCAGCCAGUGGAGUAUCAACAGUCUCAUCACCAGGGAUUCACAACAAGAAGCUACACACCAACAGAGACGUAUCCCGCCCGGCAACAGGAAACUGCCAAGCUCAAUCGGAAGUACAGCCUGACUGAGAGGGACUACUCAAGUUGGAGACGGGAGUCCAGACCCCCAGAGAGCGUUAACCAGUAUCAUCAGCCCCAUCAACGGGGUCAGUGGAGCUCCAGGCAGGCGGACGCAGGCAACAAGGAUCAGAAUGGAUACUCUUUCCCUCCCCCGCCGGCUCCUCUCUCGCUCCGAGGACGAGCCAUGUCCGAGAACGAUCUCAGGUUCGACAGCAGCCACCGCUGGUCGCCGUCCAUUUCUGUGUCCACCAGCCAGACGCUGAACGAGGUGGAGGAGGGAGCGGGCGGUGUCAGCCAAAACACCGCCCAGCCAAACAGGAAGAAGACGCCACCUCCCCCGAGACCGCCGCCUCCAAAGUGGGAGCAGUUCCACCGCAGACGCGCGUCUCACCACACCCUCUUCUCCUCCUCCUCUUCCACUUCUUCAGCUUCUGCAGCUACUCCAAACUCCAUCCACUCCUCCUUCACCCCUCCACCUGAAACGUCCAGACAGCGCUCCUACAGCCUCCCUCCAGAGAGACAGGAGGCGUCGGAGAGCUGCCCCCGCUGCAACUGCAACCAAAGCCAACAGAUUCCGACGAAUGACGUAAACCACGUGCAAACCCGGGAGCACGCCUUCUCCCAUGCUCCGUCCAAUCAGGAUCAGGUUGAAUGUCACGGGCAGCCUUUUGCCGUCGCUCCGCCCAGUCCUAUGUUCUCCAGGCGGGCUUUCAGACCAGUGGCUCCGCCUCAAAGAGAGAGGGACCAGAGAGGCUCGUAUGGAGGACAGCAGGAGAGGAUGGAGAUUUUAACUCCACCUCUUCCUCCUUUACCUGCAGAGGAGAGUUUGAACAGUGUCCCUGAGAUAAACAUCAGUCACAGUCCAGACCAGGACCGAGGAAGACCUUACAAACAGCAGACUACUGUUAGACCUGGAGCCGAGUGGGAGAGGACCCCGUCCCCCAGAGUUCGCUGCGACUCAAAUCUUGCACCUGUGAUAGAAAACGGAGGCGAUGGCGCCGUUCUACCUCCAGAGUCCUACUUCUCCAUCGACUAUGAGCAGCAGCAACGGCAGCUCCACAUGAGCGCCGACCUCCAGAAGAUCCCCAAACCAGGAACGGAAUCAGAGACCACCCUCAGCCCGAGUCCCGCUCACAGCCUGGACGCAGAACUGGACAUCCCAAUGGAGACAGACAUCGACGACUUCCAGGAGGACGAGGGAUGUCCAGCGGAGGACGGUCUGCCAGCGAUCACCAGCGAGCUCCCGUGCUUCGCUCUGCCCGUCACGGUCCUGGAGACGGAUAUCGACACCUUACAGGACUCUGAGGCCUCGCCUUCAGGGAGGGCGAGGGCGGAGAGCAGCUCCGUGGAGGAGGAGCUGGAGGCCGGGGAGAGCAGCAGAGAGAGGCUGAGUCUGGAGGACCUCUUCCCCCACAGCAGUGAGGGGGAGUCGGGCACGGAGAGCUGGAGGGGAGCCUACCAAAGCACGGAGCACAACACGGACAGCCUGGAUAGGCGGUCGGGUGCGAGCUCCAGCUGUUCCUCUUAUUACAGCACGUCUGCAGCCAAAGCUCAGCUGCUGUCACAGAUGAAGGACUUCACGGAUAACAGAGAGAGGGACGAGGACGACGAGCUGACGUAUAAGAAACAGCUGAUGGAGAGCCUCAGGAAGAAGCUGGGCGUGCUGAGGGAAGCUCAGAGGGGGCUGCAGGACGACAUCAGAGCCAAUGCACAGCUGGGAGAGGAGGUGGAGAGCAUGGUGGUGACCGUGUGCAAACCCAACGAGGUGGACAAGUUCCGCAUGUUCAUCGGCGACCUGGACAAGGUGGUGAGUCUGCUGCUGUCGCUGUCUGGGAGGCUGCUGAGGGUGGAGACCACGCUGGACACACUGGACCCUGAGACCGAGCACCAUGAGAGGCUCCCCCUGCUGGAGAAGAAGCGUCAGCUCAUGAGGCAGCUGUCUGAGGCUCAGGACCUGAAGGACCACGUGGACCGCAGAGAGCAGGCCGUCAGCAGGGUGCUCGCCCGCUGCCUCUCCCCUGAGCAGCACAGAGACUACAGCCACUUUGUGAAGAUGAAGGCGGCCCUGCUGGUGGAGCAGAGGCAGCUGGAGGACAAGAUCCGGCUGGGAGAGGAGCAGCUGCGGGGGCUGAGGGAGAGUCUGGGGCUGGGGCUGGGACUGGGACUGGGGAUCGGUAUGGGAAUGUCGAUGGGAUACGGACAUUACUGAAGAAGAAACACUCACAAGACAUGAAAAAGCCGGGUGUGCAGUCUGUCGGAGGGAAUAGUUCAACAUUUUGGGAUCGGUGCUUUUUUUUUUACCCACAGCUCUUUAACUCACAUUUUACAACAUUUCACGUUAUUCAAUCCCCUUGGAGUUUUCUGUCUGUACAUGAAAGACCGUUAGAAAUAGUUGGAGUAGUGUUCUAAUCGGAAAAAGUGGAGCCAGUGCCAAAGUGCCUUGAUGCUGCAGUUCCUCUACUGACCAGCAGGGGGCGACCUUACUUUUUUUUUUUUGAGAUUGGGCCGACUUUUCACAGGAUUUCAAACCUUAAUGGUCUGAAUCACUAAAUUGAAGUCCUUUUUAAAACACCAUGAAGGUAAUUUUGUAAAUAUAAGGCUACCUUGUAAUUCACAAAUAGCUACAAUAAGACCUGAAAAAAAAGCCCUGUUCAGCUGUUGGUUGUUGGUGAAGACGCUCUGAGGAGGGAAAACGUGUGUUUUUCAUCAGCCACAAAAAAACGUCCUUGUAGUACAGUUGCACCAAACCAAGCUGCCAUUGGCUCCCAUCACUUCUCUUCAGAAUUCAUGAUAACUUUAGCAUCCAAAAUAAAUAAAUAAACAAAUAAAUAAGAUGGUGACAGACAGAAUACAAAAUUCAAGACUUAAAAAUAUCGGCUUGUUAACAAAUGGUUGACGCCACAGUGGCUCUGUCGCCAAACGCCAUCUUUAACCCUCCAAAUGAAGAGUUCAUUUGCAAAAACAGAUUUAAAAAUUGUUUAAAAAAACACAUUUUUUCUAUUACUAACUUCAGGUAUUAUCAAUCAAUUGAAGUUGGGUUGCUUUGACUAAGUCAAAAUGACAUUUCUAAUCAGAGGUAUCUCAAAAAAGUAACUUUAUUAAAAAUCUUUAUUAAAAAAAGAAAUUAGUUUUUUGCAAAUUUGCAAAUGAACUCUUCAAAUAUUUGAACUGCUCCUUUAAGGAUUAGAAGAAGUGAUGAUGCAGAUGUUACGGGACCAAAAAAGUGACAGCUAGAAAAGCUCCAGCGAUGUUAAACACAGGGAAGUUUAGACCCUGAUUCACGAUGAAGAUUUAAGACCAAUACAGGAGACACGAAUCCAAGUCCUCUAAUAGAGAGAAAGAAAAGACUUAAAGUGCCACAGCCAAGGACAAAAAGACUGAAGAAGAAGAAGAGAGUUGAGGAUGACUCUAUGAACGUUCCGUCAUGAACGUAGAAGAACCAGAGGAUGUUAUCCCCAAAUUUCCUGCAAGUAAAAGAUCAAAAAGCUAAAAAAAAAAACUUAAAAUAGUUUAAAAAUAACCCAGAAAGAUGUACUGUAACUCCUCCAACACUAACCAGUCUCACACUACGUUGCCAAAGACAUUUCCCGCUCCAUGAAUGUGUCACUGAGACGCUGCUUGAUUGUGUAUUUAAAUCUCCGGGUUCAGAGAAUCGAAGAAGGAGACUUUCUUUUUUAUUUCCUGGUGCUUCACACUAAGACGCCCACCGUGUUCCCGUUAACGUAACUGAAGUGUCCUUUCUGCAGCUUUACGAGGAAGUUAGCUUAAAUGUGUUAUUUUGUUUUGUUGCUGGUUGACACGCCUGCAUUGAGAAACACGCAUACUGUAUUAUCGACCUUAUAUCGUUUUUGUAUUUCCUCUCACUGUAAUGUCUUCGGAUGUAACGUUUCACUGUGUGGAGUUUGAGACCCCACCGACCUGUUUCACUGUCACGUAUUACCUGUACAGAGGACACGUGUGUUUAUACUGUGUAAGAUGUGUAUAUAGUGACUGUGAUGUUUGAAGUGACUGGAAUAGGAUGUAAAAAAAUUGGUUGUUAAAGAAGGAUGAGAAGGAUCCGGAGAGAGAGGUUUACUUUAUAUGUCGAUGAUGAAUAAAUCCCAAGUGGAAAUGCAAUUUUUGCCCCAAGCUUCAUCAAACAUCAGGUUCAGUUUGAGAAAUGUUAAGUCCCUUACUGUUUUCUUUAACCUCAAAGUUUAAAUUUAAGGUUUAAGAUUUAUUUGAAGUUCACUAGACCUGUAUUUGUCUAGAGUAACAUGAGAAAAUUGAUACCACUGUAAUUUCUACCAUUUAAUUCAGUUAGCGUAGCUUAGCAUAAAAACAGGACUCUUAUUGAAACUGCUAGCUUGCCUCUGUCCAGCUACCAACACCUUAUAACACAUUCAUUUUGUGCCAAAUCUUGCUUUAAAAUUUAUUACAAGAAGUUAAAUCCAAAAAUAACACAAAGGGCUAAUAGCUAAUGUUGCUAUCCUAUUUAGCUAGCUCAUUUCAAAGCUUCAAAAGUGGAUGAGGUAGCUUUAAAGUUUACGCUAAGAACAUUUUUGGAAAAGACUGUCUUAUUUAAAGGUAGGCUUGUUAUUUUUUCUGUUUCCAGCCUUCAUGCUAAGCUAGGCUAACAUGACUUUGAAUGCAGUCGUAAAAAAAAAAAAAAAAAAGAUUAAUGUUUUAUCAAAAAGUGAUUUCCCAAAAAAUGCAUAUGGACUGCUUUUUAAGUGACAAAACCUCUUAAAGGGCCAUUUUCCCCAAUCCCUGAGUUACUUUUUUACUACUACGGUUAACUAUUGGAGCUAGCCCGUUUAAGCUAGGUGUCUCUGUCCAAGGGCUAACAAAAUCUGCCCAGUAACAGUUCUAAAUCCUUUAAAAUAACUCUUCACAUCUGACUAAUUUACAAUAAAAUAACCAAAAUAUCACUACAACACAGAAGCAGACUAGCUGUUGAAGCUAGCCUGUUGUAGGUAGCCUGUUUAAGCUAGGUGACUCUGUCCAAAGGCUUACGGUAUUAGCCUGUAAAGUUAAAAAAACAUAACCAGUUAGGAAAGUGACUUGUAGAAGACACACAGAAUACGGCUAGUUGUUUGGGCUAGCCUGUUUAAGCUAUUGUGAUUAAGCUAGGUGGGUCUGCCUGAAUGCUAACAAGCAAUUUUCUAUCUUGUUUAACGAGCAAACAAAGCACAUUUUGCUAGUUUAUGAUAAAGAACCAAAAUAUCAACAAAACCCAGGAUUGGGUCUUGCUUGAUUAGCCCAAACUAGCUAGCUUUAGCUAAUCAAGCCAGGCCCAAUCCGGGGUUGUGUUGAUAUUUUGGUUCUUUAUCAUAAACUAGCAAAAUGUGCUUCGUUUGCUUGUUAAAUGACAUAGAAAUUGCUCACCUUGCUUAAUUAGCUAAAACUAGCCGGUUUUAGUUAAUCAAGCUAGCCUUCUUUGUGCUGCUGGAUUUAUCUCCAUGUUUAACCUACUGAUGUCAGAGUGGUAUCAAUCUUCUCAUCCAAGUUUCAGCGAGUGCAAUGUGAGUUUAUUUCACAAUAUGUCAAAGUAUUAGAAGUUAAAGUGCCAAAUAAAAGAGAACAACUAAUUUGUGAAACAGGAUUUAAGUCGAGGUUUGAAACAGGUAGUUUCCUGAUUCUUGGGUGAAUUAUCCACCGUCACAUCUCGCUCUUUUUAUAACCUCAGACCGGACUGAUUCAUCCUGUCUGUCUGAGAAUAAAACAACAGAAAGAAAGCUGCAGCUUGUUGAGAAAUGUGAGGGACUCUGUUAGAGGGAUUGUGUAUAUUUUGGAUGAAGUUAAAGACAUUUAAUAUCGUCUACAUUUUCAGAUUUACAGGUUGAAGUUUAUUAAAAGUGACGGUCUUACACUCGUUUGUUCACUCUCAGAUGAUUCCUGCUGUUUUAACACCAAAAACUCUGAACUGAAGUUGUCUACAUAUCCUUGUUCUGUACAUAUCGUGUGUAUUUUUGUACUAUAACAGCCGUUUUUUAAAACUGACUGGAAAAAGAGAAAGGAAAAAGUUGCUUGUUUGGCUCGUGUGAGGGUAUAUUUCUUCUGUUCUUGUUUUCCUUUGUAAGUUUGAUAUAUUACAGGACCUUUUUUUGUAAAAUGUAUUGAAAUAUUGUAAGUGAAAAACACUCCUGUGAGUAAGAAGUACCAUAAAUAAUAAUAAUAGUAUUUUAAAGUA